Molecule: messenger RNA, 2580 nt
Organism: Manduca sexta (tobacco hornworm)
Lineage: Eukaryota; Metazoa; Arthropoda; Insecta; Lepidoptera; Sphingidae
Exons: 10
Coding region: 31-2040 (669 amino acids)
Source: RefSeq, a predicted model, not a curated record
ACAGCAGUCAGUGUUCGCGCGGCCGCAGCCAUGAGUCGACUCGUGCGCACGUUACUGGUCAUAGCGCUUGCGUGCGGCGCCGGCGCGGUCGUCGAAGAUGUCAUUGAAGUCAUCCGCCUCGGCACUGACAUAACCGGACAAGUCCUCGACAGUUGGGACGCUAUCGGGCAGUUGAGUAACGCGACCGGUGGCGUGCAAUUCCCGUACUUCAAACCCAAGGAUCAGGUUGUGCUAACAAGACUACGGCAUAUAUCGGGUCAGAUACGAAAAGUGGAACAUGCAAUCGACAAAGUUGGCGCCAUGACUUUCUACUUGGGCAAGAAUCUGGGCCGGGGGACGGAUCUCGAGUUGAGGCUGCACGAGAUGACGGACUUGCUCAACCGGGUGUCGUCGGCGGACCGCAAGAUGCGCGAGUACAUGGGCUUGCAGCAGGAGUUGGAGAAGGUCACGCUACUGGACUUCGCCGAGUGGUGCGUGUCGCACGACCAAGGCGCACUGCCCGGCCUGCUGGAGCGCAUCCACUCGCUGAUAGUGCCGCCGCACAAGCAUCUCUUGGGCCAAAGUUUACUAACGCUGCUACAGAAACGUUUUCAGGACGAGGCCUCGGAAACAUGCACGGCUGCCAUGUCUCCACACCAGCUCAUCUUCGAUAUCUACAACACGGUCGCGCUCACCGAGAUCAAGGGUUACGCCAUGAUGCAAUUUUCAUGGAUGCUGCUCAGGAUAUACGGGAAAGGUAACUUCACGCAAGAGGCGAGUUUGACGAGGCAGAGGUACAGCCAGAGGACCGCGCAGGCCGCAGCAGUCGCCAAGAGUGCGCUAUCCGAAGCCAGUCGCGAUCUGUACAUGUGCGAUCCGCCUAUGCAUAUUGAAGGAUCUACGUACGAGCAAGUGACACGACUACUGCAGGGCUACGUGGAGAACGAAGUAGAUAUGAACACGGAUGGUACAUGCAAGGAGAACUGCGCUCACUACACGCUGGCAGAGAAACACGGCUGCUACAUGGAUCAGUUCUGCGCGAAGCAGACACCAUGUAGGGGCAGGAUCAUCGAUUGUCAGUACCUAGACUCGGACAUGUGGGUGUGCCCGGCGAGUCGCAAUAGCAACAGGCGUUACGAAUGGAUCGAAUACGAAAACGGACGUAAAUUGGGCAAUGUUGGAAGCUGCUCGCGCGGCACUACCAAGGUGGACUCCUGGUGGAGAUGGAACCUUCUACACUGCUCGUAUUGCUUUUGUCUGUGCGAAGACGAUGUCAACAGUUCUGAGCGCUUUUUCAGCAUGAAAGAAGCGACGGCUGAUAUAUCCAACAACAAGGUAGUGACUGGCUUACGUCUUUUGAAAAUCGGAAGAGUGUUCCAUUUACAAGUACAUGAGGGAACGCUGAAGGAGCGCGGUACGGUGGAGCCAUCAGGCUGGGUGCCGGUGAACAAAUUCGAUCCUAAUGACCCUGGCAUGAUGGACGGGAUCGACUACCACACGCUGACUUACGAGAAACGAGCCAUUGAUCUGGAUGAACUAGAUUCGCCCGAAGGACACGUGCUGACCGGAGUCAGAUUCCGCGUAAUCGGCGCUCACUUGCACUUCGAAAUCCGUUCAACGCCAUUCAAUUACACGACGGGACGUCUUUCGCCCAGUAAAAGUCAGUGGGUCAGCAACGACAACACCGAGGGAUCAGACACCCCAAGAUCUAAAUUGGAGUUAAAGACGCCAGAUCUGCCCACGCGCAGUCACACGCGGAUGGAGGUGGACUCCAACCACGACCAGUACGUGGAGUUCACGCACUCCGACUUCGACGCGGACGCCGCGCAGAGCACCGUGCCCUUCAUAGACGUGCAGCCGGUGCUGCCAAGCAAGGGCGCUGCCCUCGCUACUGGCGCGGGAGUGAUCCAUCGGGGCGCACCCAGCUCAGGCGGGUUCAUCGCGCUGAAGCUCAGGAGCUACAACAACGCGAGGCACGUCAAGGCGGAACCACCACCGGCAGACUUCACCGAGGAGAAAGAUGACGCGGCGGACUUCGUCUUACCAGUCGUCAACAAUUAGAAUAGUCAUUAAUGAAACAGUGAUAUAGAUGUAACCACAGGUUGUCUCCAAUAGAAACAAAGUUAAGAGAGGCUUUGACCAAGAAUAAAAUGAUAGUUAAGAACCAUUAUAGCGGACGAUCGUAGACUCGCGUAGAGUGCGCGACGGUGCGUUUUCACGAUGUACCUAUUGGAGGUAGUCUAUGGAUGUAAUAAAAAUGGACCUUGCAAGUGUGCGUCAAUUAUUUUUAUUUAAAUUGAGAUAAAAAAUCUUGACGUCUCAUUUCAUGUCCAUUGUAAGUAGUUUCAUACGAGCCGAGGAAACAAAAAAAGGACAAAAGUAUUUUGGUUAAAAUGAGGCUUGUCCAAACUUUAAUAUUGUGUUGAUUCAACUCAUUAUUAGUGACCUGAAUGUAAUGUAAUUUUUUUGUAUUGAUUUGGUAUGUACUGUAACUUAAUGUAAUAAAUUGAUGUUUUAUGCGAAAGUAUCAUGAAGCAUGAACCGGUGUUUGUUUUUUAGUUUAGGCUUAGGCGCAAAUAAUAAAUGCAUUAUCAAUCUUUA